GCUCGUCGCUAGUUACUACAAUCACAAAGUCAAAAACACCGUCUAUUUCUACAAUAUACCUUCUUAAAAUAUGUUUUAAACCUAGCCACACUGCUAACCGUAUGCCUAUCCUAACCUUGAAUUAAGACCAAAAAACACAUUUAUGUUGUCAUGAAUCUUUACGAUAUAGCCCAUUUUUGACUUUGUGACUGUGCUGUCUAUUGGAAACCUCCUCAAUGUCACACAUGUUGUUGUGUAACGCUGGUUGACUUGUUGGUUUCUAGUAGCUAAAUCAUAUUAGCUAAUCAUGUAUAAGUUAAACUGUAUAUUAUCUAAGUCUGUCAGGAGUGCCUGCCAACAGGUUGCUGGUUCCUUCAAUGCAGGAGGCUCAAUUUGUGGAACCAGCGGUCUGCAGAGAGCAGUGUCCUCCAGUGCUGUCACGUUGCAAGAGGAUGUCAGUGUCUCAGCCACACCUGGGAAAAUACCCAAAGACUUCAGUCACCUCCCCCCGAUGCCUGGCCAGGACAGUGUGCUGAGAUGGGCUGGGAAGAAGUACGAGGAGUUGCCAAUAGCACAUAUCAAAGCCACAUAUAACAAUACACAUGUCCAGAAGGCCACAGCGGUGGGGGUGACGUUUGUUCGCGUGUUGGUGAAAGGUCUGGGUCCUGGACGCUUGUCUGCCAUCAAGGGUCUGACCAUGGGAGGAUUGGAGGUUGUGUCCAUCACAGACAACACCCCCGUACCACACAAUGGUUGUCGCCCUCGCAAGGCUAGAAGAAUAUGAACAGGACCGUACCAUCAUGGACUGCAGGGGUCCAGCAAUCUGUCUUGUAACAUGGUUAAUGUUGUUGUUGUAUGAAGACAAUUUUUUUACUGUUAAUACUUGUACAUGCAGAAAUGUUUAAAACAUUCAGGGCCUGUUUCCCAGACACAGAUUCAUCCCUGGACUGAAAAACAAGUUCAAUGUUCAAUCUGCAGUCCAGGACUUAAUCUGGGGAACUGGCCCUGAAUGAAUGUACCAACACAGCUAGUAACAGAUAGAAAAUGAUUCAUCGAUGUUUAUUAAAUCCAUAUACACCCAAAC
This is a messenger RNA of Oncorhynchus gorbuscha (pink salmon), 1063 nucleotides long. RefSeq names its product 28S ribosomal protein S11, mitochondrial-like. Gene Ontology annotation, cellular component: ribosome; mitochondrial small ribosomal subunit. Bases 287 to 763 code for a protein of 158 amino acids. Gene Ontology annotation, molecular function: small ribosomal subunit rRNA binding; structural constituent of ribosome; mRNA 5'-UTR binding. Gene Ontology annotation, biological process: translation; ribosomal small subunit assembly; maturation of SSU-rRNA from tricistronic rRNA transcript (SSU-rRNA, 5.8S rRNA, LSU-rRNA). The transcript is spliced from 6 exons. NCBI's taxonomy places the organism in Eukaryota, Metazoa, Chordata, Actinopteri, Salmoniformes, Salmonidae. The record is from RefSeq and is a predicted model, not a curated record.